AAGCAAAUGCGCGAAUAUUAUGAAAACGUGUACAUCCCUUUUCUACCACUUGUCCUUUUUUGGGGGUCGUUGGGGGUGCUGGAGCCUUUCUCAGCUGCCCGUUGUAAAUGUUUUUGAUGAACUAAAUGCCGCGUGUUUCUGGUGGUAAGGCUGUAGGUACAACUACAAGAGACACGUACGUUUGUUUUGUUACCGUAAUACCGGAUUGUUGCAUUGUGAAAAUAUUUGGCGCGCCAUCCAAAGAUAAAACAGAACUGGAAAUGAAUAGUCACUAUUUAGUAGUUUAGUUGGAAGUAUGGAAAGUUGCUCUCAUAUCUUUCAAAUCUCUGGGAUCAAAAUUCGGGAUGAGAAGAGGUUUUUGAUCCAGGGCAUCCAUCAGUUGGGUGGAAAGUACAUUGGGGGCUCAGUCUUCCAGAGCGCUUGCACACAUCUCGUAGUCCCUCAUGUUUUAUCCAGUGAGAAGUUUUUGGCAUCUUGUGCUGCAGGAAAGUGGGUCGUUACUGUAAACUAUGUUCUGGACAGCGUUAAGAAUGGUUCCUGGCUCCCGGAGGUACCGUACGAGCUGUCUGUUUCCACAGGCACCAAGUCUGUCUUCUAUCCUGUCAGACAGUGGAGAGAGAAAGUGAUCAGCGGGAAAAUAAGCGGGGCCUUCCAGGGCUGGAGGGUUCUUCUCAUGGUCCGAAAUACUAACCGCUCGCCCGUGUUCAAACGGCUCCUGAAAGCGGGCCAUGCCAGUGUAUACAGCUAUCCUCCUCCAGCGGAUGUCCCCAUCACUCAUGUUAUGGCUAAGCCAAUUACAAAUGAUGCAAGAUCCCAGAAUGCUCCUUGCAUUCCUGUAAGCCACAUUGUCAAGCACCUCUUUGGGAACAAUUCUGUCAACAUGAAUUUCAGCAUAACAAACGAUGACUAUGAAAUAAACGAGACCAGUGUUUUGGACGUUGACUUCUCUGAACUAGAAGCAGAGCUCAAGGAGUACGCCAUCAAGCAAGAGAGGCGACCAAGAAUGUUCUUCCUUGAAUUUUUGGAUGACCAUGCCCCGUAUCGUCCUCAGUCACAGACAAGUGAAACAGACCUCAGCAACGUUGGCAGCAUGAUCGAGUGUGGCCUCUCCAUUGAAGCUCUGGACACAAUCCGAAGUGCAGUUUUCCCAGGGUUUCUGCCACCAGCGCCAUACAUGGUCUCUCUCAUGGAAUACGCCCAGCAGGGCAGUGCCACACCUGUCUUCAUGAGGAGUUUCCAGCAAAUAUUGCACAGGUUACUUGUUAACAACCCUCCUUGGCUCGCUCCCACUACCGUGAAAAAAUAUUUCAGUCAGCUGUUGCAGUGUCCUCGCUGCAAGACAGGGCAAUGGCCUUUUCUGGAGACAGCCAUCAGUUACUGUCUGUCAAGUGAGGCCACUUGUCAUCGGCUCCCAGGACCCACCCUGCCAACACUCUUGCAGUUCCACAGAGACCUACUGGAAUUCUUUCUCAAACUCUUCCAAGGGGAACUCCACUCCAUCACUACUUGUGAUUUCCUGCAGCUUUCUGGUACAGCAACCUCUCCGGUAUCUACAUCAGGUACAUUGCUGUAUGGAACCUUCUGGACUGUGUGGGAGCGAUCGACACUGUUGUCUUGCGCUGUGAAAAAGCUCAUCCAACUCAUGAUGCAGGCAGCCUCAGCGGACCAUGCUGAGAAGGACGAGAAGAAUCACAAACGACAUCUAGUGGACAUCCUGCUGGGCCUCCUGUCUGUGUUGGUGGAGUUUUGGUGUCAGCAGCACAUAAAACUGAACCAGAAACUUGUGGAAAAGGGCCUGAAAUGUCUUGCAGAGCACUUUGCUGUCACUAGCCAAAGUCUGUCUUUAGUGUUCCUAGCAGAGCUGGUUGCCAAAGUUACAUCCACAAGACUUAGACUGGCGUUGGUGGAUGCGAUAUUCAGGAAUAUCUGUUGCAAAAAUGAAAUUACAGUGGGAGAUGAACCCCUGUCUCUCAAGAAAGUGGUGCUGUCCUACCUGCCUGCUCUCGGACAUUUAGCUCAAAGCCACCGCUGGAUGCAGCAUACCUCCAACAGCUGCACAGACCCGGACACCAACUGUGGAACUCUGAGCCCAGUGGAGGAUAAAUCGGGGAAAGAAUACAUCCUGAGAGGUCUGAACAAAGUUAAUGCAGCAGGAGAGACCCUCCUCCACAUAGCUUGCAAGAAGAACCAAGUGGAGACGGUGCUGCAGAUCCUGGCGCUUCCUGGCAUCGACGUCAACGUUAAGGACUACACAGGGUGGACCCCUCUGCAUGAAGCAUGCAACCACGGCAGCACCGCUUGUGUGGAGGCUUUGUUACGUCACCGCCCCGCCCCUCUCCUUAAGUAUGCGGUGGGUGGAGUUACCCCACUGCAUGACGCCGUGGUCAACGGACAUAUGGACAUCGCCAAAAUGCUUCUGGAGACUGCAGGUUCUGAGCUCCUCCAGCUGACUGAUGGAAAAGGUUGUACUGCGUUGGACUUGGUCUCCGCACAAAGUCAGAAGGCGGAGCUUGUCCGCAGCGCAGAAGCAGGUGACUCCAACCUGAAGAAGGCCACAGAGGGGAUGAACUACGCUCUCUUGGAGGCGGGCUCUUGCAUGCUGGCACACCUCAUUGUGUGCCACCUGCAGGAGACGGGCCUGCCCGGACGCAUGGAGCCCAGCCACAUGGCCUCCGGCCUGGGGAACAAACUGGUCCAGGCCCUGGAGAGGCACUCCCUCCAAAAAGUGACGCAAGGCUGGAUGGACCAACGAGCGGUGAGACUCGUACGCGACACCGACACUCUGCUGGAGUUUGCCAGACAGAAACUGUCAGGGCAAGUGUGUGCUGUGGUGAAGGAGCACGAAGGGGAGAAUACGUUGCUUCUCAUGGAGAUCCUGGAGAAUCUGGAGUCUCAAGGACAAAUACUCUUGGCUGAAGUCGACAAAGACUUUAGAAAUUAGCCGUUGAAGACGUUGGUGUUGUAAUUGAGCACAUGAAGGUACAUUAGGAAGGGGACAAAUGUUUGCACAGUUUUUCAUGUUACAAAUGCAUACAUUGACUAUUAUAUAUGACUAUGAGAAAUUGUUAUUGACAAGUGUUAGAGUGUAUUUACUGUAGAUAUACUGUACAUAUUUAAACUCACAUACUACCUCAAGCUUGUUUGUACGAUUGGAUUAACAAAAUAAAGAAUUGCCUUGUUCAUACCAGAGUGGCGAGACAUGCUCCAAAUGAAAAUGCACGCGCUCCUGUGCAUGAGUAGGAAUCAAAGGAAUGCUGAAACAUAAUUGCGCAUUGAAGGAAUAUUUCACCUGAGUACAAUUGUUACCCUAAAUAACACUAUAUUAUUGCGUUUUGUCCUUCAAUAUCCACGUUUCACACUACAAACACAUGUAUGAUUUGUUAAGUUCCGAAAGCUCUCCCAGAAUGCUUUGCGGCAUUUGAUGUUAAACAUCUUCACAUGAAUCCAUAAACCGUACGUUAGAUUGUUUAUUUGUAGUAUGAAACAUGUACUGUAUAUUGAAUGAAAAAAUACAAAAUGAUAGUGUUGGUAAAUGAAAUAAUCCUUAAUCUCCAUAUUUCUUAGACUCUUGCACACAUGCAGCCUGGCAAUGACAGCGCGGGUGACUACGUGGAAAGUCUGGUAACAUCUGAUCUUAAACCAGGGCUGGUUUAGGGCUCGGCAGGCAUUUGUGAGAAAUGUAAAAGGGGCAUCUUGUGUACAUCAUGCUUUUUUUCUGUGCUAAUGCAGUAUGACAUUGCCUUCUUCAUUCAAUUUGGUUGUUCGCUAUGUGUCCAACGCCAACCUGGAGAAGUGGAUUGCACUUUGUCAGGCCUCUACCUUCACACCUGUGCAACUUGGGUGGACCACCUGAAGACUGAGGCCCUGUCUACAUUAAGCCGGAUAACUCCUUAAACAAAUAUUUUUUUAGCCUAAGCUUCGUGUCAGCUACACUAAACCAUCGUUUAAGGUUCCCCUCCUUAGAUAAUUUUUUACACGGGUAAGUGCGCUGUGUAUUUCUUGAAUCUCCAGCUCCUAGCUUUGUAUGGACUCAUCAAUCGUUUACAAACUGAGUUCGGAGAAGAAGUGACGCCAGAAAGACCGCGCACCACACAGAAAGUGAUGUCAGAAAGACCACGCCCCACACAGGAAGUGACGUCAGAAAGAACGUGCCUCAGCCAGCUUCAUAAUAAAGCGGUUUCGUAACUCGGAGCUAACCACUGGAAAUAUGGAGUAUAGUCAUCCAGACAUGCAUUUAUGUACAGAUGGAAGGAGAAAUCACACAUGAAUACUUUAGGAGAAAGCGAUUGCAGCUAUUUCGGAUACAACACUUCUCAGACGGCAAGAGAACUUUCGAAUUCUACUUACCGAAAAACGUUGUCCAUUUGUCAAAGGAGAGUCAACGAGAAUACGGGCUCCCGUGGAUGUGAUAAAAAAGGUAGCGUGUGCUUUGUAUUACCUGGCCGUCGGGGGAAGACUACGGAAAACGGCAUGUAUGUCGCAGACUUAACGUCUCGGUCCAGAGUAUAUAAAGUCACCAAAAACUAAUGGACAAUGAAGGUGAAGGCAAAAAAGUGAGGAGUGUCCUGACCAGAUAUCUAGAUCCCUAGAUUGAUUGAUGUAAAAUGUUCUUUAUCACAUUGUUUA
Molecule: messenger RNA, 4626 nt
Organism: Nerophis lumbriciformis (worm pipefish)
Lineage: Eukaryota; Metazoa; Chordata; Actinopteri; Syngnathiformes; Syngnathidae
Gene: slf1
Product: SMC5-SMC6 complex localization factor 1
Biological process (GO): protein localization to site of double-strand break; positive regulation of double-strand break repair; DNA damage response
Cellular component (GO): site of double-strand break; nucleus
Molecular function (GO): protein binding
Source: RefSeq, a predicted model, not a curated record